Messenger RNA from Clonostachys solani, 285 nucleotides. The record is from the annotation of a GenBank genome assembly. NCBI's taxonomy places the organism in Eukaryota, Fungi, Ascomycota, Sordariomycetes, Hypocreales, Bionectriaceae.
AUGGCCGACAAGCAGUACAAGUACCGGCAGGAGAUUAGCCAGUCCAUGCGUCCGUCACAUCUUCUACUCCUCUAUCACAUAACGCUGGCUGCUGUUGAGCCAAGCCUUGCGCUGGUAACGGGGGAGGAAUGGCCAGGUGAAAAUGGAAGAGAGCACCGCUGGUGGACUGAGAGCUCCUGUUGCGAGUGCUACGUAUCUAUGGGCAUCAGCGAACCUGAACGGCCCGCGGGCAUUUGCCUGAUGCACGCCAGUGUGUUGGCAGUUGGCCCACGCUGCUUCUGUUGA